AUCCCUGCAACUCUUGCGUACCACGCGCCGUCCAUCGAGGCAGCGCCCGUCACUGCCCACCAUGAGUCGCAAUCUCGACGUCGAGACCAAAGCCUACAGCCAUGCCGAGGAGGUGGAGCAAGACGUCGUCUUCUCCGAGAAGGCGGCCGUCGCAGACUUCAAGGCCGAUGCCAUUGAGGCCGAGAAUGCAGAGCAUAACAUGACGGUGCUGCAGGCCGUCAAAGCCUACCCGAUGGCUUCGUUCUGGGCAUUUGUCAUUUCCUGCACCAUUAUUAUGGAAUCAUACGACGUUUUCCUCAUUGGUAACUUUGUCGCUCUGCCUGCCUUUUACAACAGGUACGGCAUAUUCGACCAAAGCCUCAAUGAUGGCGCUGGAGGAUAUGUUAUUGAAACCAAAUGGCAAUCAGCGCUCCAGGUUUCUGGACAACUGGGCGCUCUCAUCGGUGUCUUCCUCGCUGGGCCUUUGACUACCGUUGUUGGAUACAGAUGGGCGACUCUUAUCGGCCUGAUGGCGUUGAAUGCCUUCAUUUUCGUCUUCUACUAUGGAGAUUCGCUGCCUGUGAUCUUUGCUGCACAGCUUCUGGAAGGUCUUCCGUGGGGCAUCUUCAUUGCAAAUGCACCUGCAUACUGCUCCGAGAUUGUCCCUAUCCAGCUUCGUGCACCAGCGACUCAGAUGUUGCAGAUGUUCUGGGCCAUUGGGAGUAUCAUUGUCGGUGCAGUCACUUACCGUUACAAUGGCGUGGCGGGACCAAGUGCCUACCGAGUCCCCAUUGCCCUGCAAUGGAUGUUCCCCACGCCACUCGCCAUUCUCAUCUUCUUCGCACCUGAGAGUCCGUGGUGGCUCGUCCGAAAGGGCCGGCUCGACGAAGCUGCCAAAUCGAUUGAGCGUCUGGGACGCAAAUCCCGCAUCACAAAGUCCCACGAGACGGUCGCCAUGAUGCGUCGUACGAUCGAAUUGGAGAAGAGCGAGAAGAAGCCGAGCCACAUCGAGUUGUUCAAGGGCACAGAUCUUCGACGAACUCUGAUCGUAUGCGGUGUCUACGCCGCUCAGAAUCUGACGGGUAACCUCAUCGCCAACCAAGCCGUAUACUUCUUCACUCAAGCCGGAGUGGGCACCAAAACUGCUUUUGCAUUGGGUCUCAUCACAUCGGCUCUCCAAAUGAUUUUCGUCAUGCUUUCCUGGAUUCUGACGACGUAUUUCGGCCGACGUUCCAUCUAUCUCUGGGGAUCAGCCGUCAACACCAUUCUCCUCGUCGCCCUCGGUGUCGCCGGUUCCGUGGGCGCGUCUACUGCAGCGGAAUACGCACAGGCCUCUCUGGGUCUGAUUGUGUCGGUCCUCUUCACUCUCGGUCCCGCUCCUGCCUCGUGGGUCAUCAUCGGAGAGACUUCCGCUAUCCGCCUCCGUCCAUUGACGACGGGUAUCGGUCGUGCGAGUUACUACAUUAUCGAAAUCCCUUGCAUUUUCCUCGCUUCGUGGAUGCUCAACCCCACGGGCGCCAAUCUCGGUGGCAGAUGCGGUUACGUCUGGGGCGCAACGGGACUCUUCUGCCUCGUAGUCGCAUACUUUGAACUUCCGGAAAUGAAGAACCGCUCCUACCGCGAAAUCGACAUCAUGUUUAAGCGCAAAAUCCCGGCUCGCAAAUGGAAGAAAACUCCCAUCGAUAUCAACGACGACGAGUAGAGAUUUGUUUUUUUGUUUUUCGUUUUCUUUUUUGAGAGAGAGAGAGAGACGCUAAAGGCGUACGUACGUACGUAUAUGAUGAAUGGUGGGAUGGAUGGGGCGAGGCAAAGUCAUGUCAUGUCAGGGCCAUAUACAUACUUUGUGAGGAAUUUUGUGUGUUGUGACGAUGAUGAUGGUGACGAUGAUAAUGUACAGAACAUACCUCAUUGUUAUUAUCAUUGAAAAGUAGCCUCAAAUCUAAAAAAAGGGGCCCAGGCGGGUGCUUGCUUGCC
Sphaerulina musiva SO2202 is the source of this 1953-nucleotide messenger RNA. RefSeq names its product alpha-glucosides permease MPH2/3. Gene Ontology annotation, cellular component: membrane. Gene Ontology annotation, molecular function: carbohydrate:proton symporter activity. The record is from RefSeq and is a predicted model, not a curated record. The transcript has 4 exons. Gene Ontology annotation, biological process: transmembrane transport; carbohydrate transport. Lineage: Eukaryota; Fungi; Ascomycota; Dothideomycetes; Mycosphaerellales; Mycosphaerellaceae. The coding region runs from base 62 to 1681 and encodes 539 amino acids.